CUCCCAGACGGGCGGCGGCGCCGGCUGCAAGCUGCACACCGAAAGGGCGCCCACCGCUCAGACGAGCUGCAGCACGACCGCUCCCCGUGGGUGGGCGGGGUCCGCGCAACGGCCGCCGCCGCGCUCCGGCCGGGGCUGCCGCUAGAGGCGGCGGCGGCGGCGGCGGCACCGGCCCCGGCAGCGCCUCCACGCGCAGCUCGCAGCCCCGGCCAUGGGGCUGGGCGGGCCCGCGGCUCGGCCGAGUUGAAGCGGCGGCGCCGGCCCGCGCGCCCCUUGGGGCCGCCCCCGCACCCCGCUCGCCGGCGUCUGGCUCUCAUGAUGAUGAAGAAGAAGAAGUUUAAGUUUAAGGUGGACUUCGAGCUCGAGGAGCUCUCCUCGGUGCCCUUCGUCAACGGGGUCCUCUUCUGCAAGAUGCGGCUGCUGGACGGCGGCAGCUUCACCGCCGAGUCCCCCAGGGAGGUGGUGCAAGCAAACUGUGUUCACUGGAGAAAGAAGUUCUCAUUUAUGUGCAAAAUGAGUGCAAGUGCCACCACAGGCAUCCUAGACCCUUGUAUCUACAGAGUAUCUGUGAGGAAGGAAUUAAAAGGUGGGAAAGCUUAUGCAAAGCUGGGCUUUGCAGAUCUAAACCUGGCAGAGUUUGCUGGAUCAGGAAAUACCACUCGUCGCUGUUUACUGGAAGGCUAUGAUACCAAAAAUACAAGACAGGAUAAUUCCAUUCUUAAAGUUUUAAUCAGUAUGCAACUGAUGUCUGGUGACCCAUGUUUUAAAACGCCUCCUUCUACAUCAACGUCUAUACCAAUUGCUGGUGAAUCUGAAUCUCUGGAAGAAGAUAGAAAAGGUGGAGAGACUCUCAAAAUUCAUCUUGGGAUAGCAGAUCUCUCAGCAAAGAGUGCCUCUGUUCCAGAUGAACUUGGUGCCUGUGGACAUUCUAGAACAUCAAGCUAUGCAAGCCAGCAGUCAAAAGUAUCAGGGUAUAGCUCUUGCCACUCCCGGUCAUCUAGUUUCUCUGAGUUCUGCCACAGGAGAAAUACCUCAGUGGGAAGUACAUCAACAGGAAUUGAAAGUAUUCUAGAGCCAUGUGAUGAAAUUGAGCAAAAGAUAGCUGGACCAAGUCUUGAUACAGCUGAUAAAGAAGAUACAGCUUCGGAAACACUCAACAGAUGCCCAGUGAAACAAGAUUCUGUAGAAUCUCAGCUGAAGCGAGUUGAUGACACCAGAGUGGAUGCAGAUGAUAUUGUGGAGAAAAUAUUACAAAGUCAAGACUUCAGCCUAGAUUCCAGUGCAGAAGAAGAAGGACUGAGGUUAUUUGUGGGUCCUGGGGGAAGUACAACCUUUGGCAGUCAUCAUCUUCCAAACAGGGUGGGGUCUGGAGCUUAUGAACAAGUUGUGAUCAAACGCUAGAAAUCAAGCUGGUGAACUGAAGCUUCCCUAGGGGUUUAAGAUGUGGUCAGUUGAGCUGUCAAGGCACUUUAUUCAAGCACCUAUGAGAAAGUGAACCUAUUAAAAAAAAAUGCGGCAUGUUCAUCUAUCAAGAAGAAAGCCAACACUGAUUUCUUCUCUGAAGGUGCCCACCACUCUCCUUUCUCACCCACCCACAGGGAACAUCGGAAUGGUAGUAUCAGGGCAGUGUGCCACGUGUGCUUAUAGGUACACAGCUUCUGUGGUCACUGCACAUAAUAAUGAAAAGCCUUCUUUUUUUUUUUCAAAACAUCCAGUGGGAAAAACGGCACUAUACAUCUGAGUAUAAUUUUAAUGUUGAAGUGUAAAACAUGUGACAGAAGUGCUUGACUGAUUUGGGCUCUAAUUUUUUAAUUUUAUGUUUGAGAGACAAUAAGUGAAAAUAAUUUAAACUCUAUAAGCUUUGCCAAGAAUAGAUAUAAUUCCUGUGAAGGAAAUCUUCCAUAUUAUACUAUCACGGUAUUGUACUAAGUUCAUUCACUCUUUUUGAUGCAAUAUUUGAUAUAAAAUGUGGGUGUUCGUGAUUUGGGAAGGUGUUAUACUACAUUUUAAACAUGUAAAAUGCUUAAUUCUAAAUGUAUUAGUCAUAAAUUGAAUAACAAAUGUGAGUUAUUUAAGUCUGAGAUAUGUGAAUGGGUAUAAUGCUAUUAUUAUGCAGUAUGUAUCAUUACUUGUUAAUAUUAGAUGAACUACAGAACUCCCACUAGCACUAUAUGAGAGACCGAAGUUUAAGACUCCAUAUUGUUAGGCUACCAUAAGACACCCUAAUGUAAGAGCUCUGUUAACAGAAUAAUAUCUGAUGGUUUCAGGAGUCAAAAUUUAAAACAACAGGAGGAAAAUUGUGAUAUGGUCAGAAACAGAGCUGCCUUUUCUCUGUAAGUUCAGGCUUACAUGAAACUGAAAAUUAUUCCAAGGAGGUGGUGGAUAAAGGACAGGGGACAGCCACUUGACAUCACUGACAUGGACCCAUGGUUUUCUGUUUUCUUCUUUACUGUAUCAGAAAUUAGUUAUUUUGAGGCAAGAAUAGAAUAUAACAUACAUCAAAUAGAGCUUUUAAAAUAAGAAUAUCUGAUCUGGAUCCAGUUAAAUAGCACAGCAGAUAAACCUUAAGAGUUUUUCUGGUCUUACAUGACAGUGUCUGUAUGGAAAGAUCUUAAUUUUCUUGGAAUCACUCAGUCACUGAAGAAAAAUAUUGAUUCUGUAGAACCAGUCAUUCCCAGUCCUUACUUUCAAAACCAUGUCCAAGAAAUGUGCUGUGUUAGAAUUACUUUGGUCUAAUAUUUCCAUGUUGGCAAAGUCAGAGGGAAAAAUAUAUUAUUUUUUUUAAUUUAUUUUUAAUAUCCAGAUUUAGAGGUUUGAAAAUUUUUGAAUAGUUCAUGUUAGGGUUUUUUUUUUUAAUAUUUCAAGGAUUGGGUAUUCCAAAUUAAUUCAAUACUAGUUUUAUAAAUAGAUUCUGAUAUUUUUUUAAAGAGAUAACACCCCGUUUUAGAAUAUCUUGAAUGUUGAAAGAUAGGAUUUUCUGACUCAUUAGUCAUGCUUUUUUAUUUUUUAAGAUUUGUUUUGAAGAAAAAAAAUUGACCUGAACAUUUUAGUCUAACCAAGGAAAAUAUUACCUUAAUGGUAAAGACAUGCCGUCUGCGAAUAAACAGGUGAAUUGAUCCAUUCGUUAUAUAUCAUGGGAAGAAAAAAACAAUCAAAGAAAGUUUUUAAUAGAGAUGUGAAGAUAUUGUUUAGAGAGAUAUUUAUUAUGAUGUCUUAAAAACAUAUUUUUCUAUUUUCAAAGUAUUAUUUCUAAGCUAUGUUUUUUAUUGGCACUUCUGCAGAUGAUUUUGCAGUUUUGAAAGUGAUAAUAAAAACUAGAUUGUAAGUUAGGUUCAGUGAGGACAUUUUUCAGAUAUGUAAAAGAUGCUGUGAUUAGGGCACUGCCCACAUCUUACUCAUCCUUGGCUGCCCUUGGCCCAAUACCUUUAUACAAGACUGGCUCUUGGUAUUUAAGAUGAUAUAGCAUUAUUUUUUAAGAACAAAAUGUGGAGAGAUUUUGAAAAUCGUGCCUUUACAAUUUGAGCAGCCACCAGAUACAUCUUGCUUAAGGUACUAGUAAGUAUAACAUAUGUUUUGAUAAGUAGAAACAUUAGGAAGAAAAAAGAUGACAGUGUCCGCUUUCUUCAGUGAAAGUCUGGAUUUAUUUUAUUCUAUUUUGUGUUCUAUCAUAAUACUUUGCAAUCAGAUUUCAUUACAGUCCUUGAAAAUAUUUGUUAAAGGACCUAAGUGUCUUACUUUCUAGUUUUUCUUAGAGUAUAUACUAGUAAUAUCUUAACCAUAUAGCUAUUGAAAAAAAUCUGCUUAUUAAAUACCAAGUCUACUUUUGGUUCCAUUUUGAGUUUCAAAAAUAAAUCUGAAAAAUUAAAUCUUAAUAAAUUUUCAACUUUUAAAUAUUAAAUAUUUUAUUUUUUUAAUAUUAAAGUCGAAUUUUAAAUCACCUAGUCCUGGAGAAUUUGCAGAUAUAUAACAUUUUCUUUUUCUAAUCUUACCCUAGAGAAAAAGAUUGAUGGUAUUUUUAAAGCUAAGUAUUUCUGAUCAGAUAAUGAAGUGUCUUAAAUACCUUGUUUGGGGGAAACACAGAGACCAGUCAGGAGCCCACUUCCUGUGACUUGUGCUGGUGACCAAGACUAGAGAGGAUGUGAAGGGUAGCAGAGGGCAGAGAAGGCCCUGGGCCAUUAAUUUACACUCUGAUGGUUGACUCCCCCUUUGCGAUGGUGGUGGUGAAGGCUUCUGUAUACAGACAACUAAUUUGGACUGGUACUUAUAAUCUGAGAAAGUCUUGGCCAAGAAUCCUAAAGUCCACCAACCCAUUUCAGCAAAAUACUAUCAGAGUAAUGAUGUCCUAACUAGAUUCUUCUGUAUAUGUGCUUUUUGGUUUUUUAAAUGGAAACCGUGAGCCACAGAGGUCCACCACUUAGCCCAUUUGUUGCUAGAAGGGAAAAAAAUCUCCUACUAGCCUCCAGUCACCCACACAUUCAGGUAUCAAUGAGUUUUAAUAUAUUAAAACAUCCAGAAGUAUUUUUAGAAUUUAAGAUUUCCAUGCUAACUAGACUACCUUACAAGUUCAAGCUGAUGGUAUUAUUAAAUACUUCGUUGAAGUUCUCUGAAGUGUUAGGCUUCCAUUAUAUAUGAUAAUGCUCUAAAAGAUACUGGGCUUAUAUGACAGGGUUGCAUUUUAUUUUAACAGACCUUUAACUGGGGCAGUUCAGAAAUUAUGCUUGGUCAGUUCUCUUGGAUGGUAUGUCAUGUUAAUGUAACCUAGUACUGUAGUUGAAAUUGUGUUGUGCCGUUACCCAUGUGUUGGCUUAGGUACUGUACAUAGUCUUAAUAGCUGAGAUGUUAAAGAAGAUGAAGUCUAAAAAUACAAAGGAUGAAACAUGCCUAUAUUAACCUGUUUUAAGACUGCUUUAGAUAUAAAGGCCUUAUUCCCUUAUAUAUGUGACUUUUCAGAAGAUAGUAUAUACACAGUAUAUUUUAAAUGGUCAUGUGGGUGGUCUCUAGCUACUCUCCAUAUGACAAAACUGGCAAAAUUUUUUAUUUCCGUGGACAACAAACUCCACAUUUACAAAUGUUUAUGUUCAUCUUAUGCAUAUAACAAUGAAUUCUCUUGCUGAUAUUCAUUGACCAAAUCCCACAUACAGGAAGACAUUUACGGUAUAUUCAGUUUGUUUUUUUGGAAAUACAUCUUACUUGGGGGAUCACCUUCCUCUUAGGCAUUUAUUUGGUCCUCUGGAAAUUGAUACAGUUGUGGGUAAUCAUGUAAAUGUUUAUGAAAAAUUUUUUAUUGAAGUGAUUCCAUUAGUAUUCUAAUCUCUAAUACAUGGAGAAUGACCUUCAUAUUUAUAUAUUUCUUUAUUUUAACCUCCCAGCUAUUAAUCCAGGAAAUUUUUUCCUUUUCUUCGCCAAAUUUUUUUAUUGUAAAAUAUUUGAGUAAUGUAAAGGUGAAUCUUAUACAUGUUCAAUAAAAAUCAUAUCUUUAACUUUAGAA
Orcinus orca (killer whale) is the source of this 5488-nucleotide messenger RNA. It is a transcript of the gene EEIG2, whose product is annotated as EEIG family member 2. The record is from RefSeq and is a predicted model, not a curated record. The transcript is spliced from 11 exons. NCBI's taxonomy places the organism in Eukaryota, Metazoa, Chordata, Mammalia, Artiodactyla, Delphinidae. The coding region runs from base 316 to 1401 and encodes 361 amino acids.